Colletotrichum tamarilloi is the source of this 327-nucleotide messenger RNA. RefSeq lists its product as uncharacterized. The coding region runs from base 1 to 327 and encodes 108 amino acids. The transcript has 3 exons. Lineage: Eukaryota; Fungi; Ascomycota; Sordariomycetes; Glomerellales; Glomerellaceae. The record is from RefSeq and is a predicted model, not a curated record.
AUGGACCCCUCAAAGCCAUGUGUGGACCAGGCGUCGGCAAGUCCAGACGAUUCCACUACUUCGCAGAACCGUGACCGGCACGAGGUUCAAACUGUAGUCCCCCCGUCUUUGAUGGGGGUUUUACAACAGGUUUUCGAUCAGCUAGAUUAUGCUAUCGUGGCGAUUGACACCGCUGCCGACAACAUAGAAAAGAAAGACGCGAGGCAGCUCAAAACAACUAAAUGGCUGGUGGACAACGUAGAUUGGGAAGUAAACGGUCUUGCCAUGGCAGUGGAGGCCACCGCCGCCCUGACGACGCCCUGGGAUGGAAUUGCGGGAUCGAGUUGA